This is a messenger RNA of Trichoderma harzianum CBS 226.95, 795 nucleotides long. RefSeq lists its product as hypothetical. NCBI's taxonomy places the organism in Eukaryota, Fungi, Ascomycota, Sordariomycetes, Hypocreales, Hypocreaceae. Gene Ontology annotation, cellular component: cytoplasm. Gene Ontology annotation, biological process: peptidyl-lysine dimethylation; peptidyl-lysine monomethylation. The record is from RefSeq and is a predicted model, not a curated record. The transcript has 2 exons. The coding region runs from base 1 to 795 and encodes 264 amino acids. Gene Ontology annotation, molecular function: protein-lysine N-methyltransferase activity.
AUGGCAUCCUGGGACAAGCUCUACACCACCGAACUCACAAACCACGCCGCCAACCCCUCCGACACCGGCACAAACUGGUUCGACGACUCCGACGCAGAGGGCCGCAUCGUCGCCUUCCUCGACGCCCUCACCGAAGACGACCAAGAUGUACUUGAGAAGCCGCUGUCUAAAGAGGAUGCCGCGCUGAUGGAUCUCGGGUGUGGGAAUGGCGAGUUACUGUUUGCGCUGAGGGACGACGGGUGGGAAGGGCAGAUGCUGGGCGUGGAUUACAGUGCGCAGAGCGUUGCGUUGGCGAAGAGGAUUGGCGAGACGAGGGACGCUCAAGAAGAAGAAGAAGAAGCAGAACAAGGUGAUCAAAAAGAAGGAGAAGCAGAAAAGACCCCGUCAGUCCGCUUUCUUGAAUGGGACCUCCUGGCCGGGCCCAUUUCUCCCAACGACGCAUCCUCCCCGCUAUCCUUUGCGCCCUCCCAAGAAACCCUCUUCGACAUCAUCCUCGACAAGGGCACCUUUGACGCAAUCAGUCUCUCCGCGGGUCUCUCCUCCGACGAAAAUACAAACCCCUGCGAGACGUACCGCAAGCGCCUUUUGCAACUACUCAACCCCAACGGCGGCGUGUUUCUCGUCACGAGCUGUAACUGGACGGAACCUGAGCUGCGGAGCUGGUUCGAGGAGGAUGAGGAUGGGGAGUUAAGCGUCGUGGGAAGGGUUGAGUAUCCGACGUUUACGUUUGGAGGGGUCAAGGGCCAGACGAUUACGACGUUGUGUUUUAGGAGAGGGGUGGUUGGGAGCGAGUGA